Verticillium dahliae VdLs.17 is the source of this 2754-nucleotide messenger RNA. Its product is annotated as coatomer subunit gamma-2. NCBI's taxonomy places the organism in Eukaryota, Fungi, Ascomycota, Sordariomycetes, Glomerellales, Plectosphaerellaceae. Bases 1 to 2754 code for a protein of 917 amino acids. Gene Ontology annotation, biological process: intracellular protein transport; intra-Golgi vesicle-mediated transport; endoplasmic reticulum to Golgi vesicle-mediated transport. The transcript has 5 exons. Gene Ontology annotation, cellular component: COPI vesicle coat; endoplasmic reticulum; endoplasmic reticulum-Golgi intermediate compartment. The record is from RefSeq and is a predicted model, not a curated record. Gene Ontology annotation, molecular function: structural molecule activity.
AUGAGCUACGGCAAGAAGGACGAAGACGCCGAACUUGGGCUGGUCAAGGUCGACAGGACCCAGGUUUUCCAGGAAGCACGACUGUUCAACAGCUCCCCCAUCCAGCCGCGACGAUGCCGAAUCCUUCUCACCAAGAUUGCCCUCCUCCUCUACACGGGGGAGAAGUUCCCGACGAAUGAAGCCACGACCCUCUUCUUUGGCAUUUCGAAGCUCUUCCAGAACAAAGAUGCUAGCUUGCGACAGAUGGUCCACCUUGUCAUCAAGGAGCUGGCGAACUCGGCCGAAGACAUUAUCAUGGUGACGAGCACCAUUAUGAAGGACACCGGAGGCAGCACCGAGGCCAUUUUCCGCCCCAACGCCAUCCGUGCUCUGUGCCGCAUCAUCGAUGCUACGACCGUCCAGUCCAUCGAGCGUGUCAUGAAGACGGCCAUUGUCGACAAGAACCCCUCCGUAGCCUCCGCCGCUCUCGUUUCCUCCUAUCACCUCCUCCCGAUCGCCAAGGACGUCGUCCGCCGCUGGCAGAGCGAGACGCAAGAGGCCGCUGCCACGACCAAGUCGUCCAGCGGCUUCUCCCUCGGCUUCUCCUCCUCCCAUAACCAGCUCCCCGUCAACAACUCGACCAUGCCGCAAUACCAUGCCAUCGGUCUCCUGUACCAGAUGCGCAUGCACGACCGCAUGGCCCUCGUCAAGAUGGUGCAGCAGUUUGGUGCCGCCGGCGCUGUCAAGAGCUCGGCCGCCAUUGUCCUCCUGGUCCGUCUUGCUGCCCAGCUGGCUGAAGAGGACGCGUCUCUGCGCAAGCCCAUGAUGCAGCUCCUCGACGGAUGGCUGCGCCACAAGAGUGAGAUGGUCAACUUCGAGGCCGCCAAGGCCAUCUGCGACAUGCGGGAUGUGACCGACGCCGAGGUCUCCCAGGCCGUCCACGUCCUCCAGCUGUUCCUCACCUCGCCCCGCGCCGUCACCAAGUUCGCCGCGCUCCGCAUCCUCCACAACUUUGCCUCGUUCAAGCCCAACGCUGUCAACGUGUGCAACCCCGACAUUGAGCUGCUCAUCUCCAACAGCAACCGCUCGAUCGCCACCUUUGCGAUCACGACCCUGCUCAAGACUGGAAACGAGGCCAGCGUGGAUCGCCUCAUGAAGCACAUCUCGAGCUUCAUGUCGGAGAUUACGGACGAGUUCAAGAUCACCAUUGUCGAGGCCAUCCGUACGCUCUGCCUCAAGUUCCCCAGCAAACAGGCCGGCAUGCUUGCCUUCCUCAGCGGCAUUCUUCGCGACGAGGGCGGCUACGAGUUCAAGCGCGCCGUCGUCGAGAGCAUGUUUGACCUCAUCAAGUUUGUGCCGGAAUCAAAGGAGGAUGCGCUGGCCCACCUCUGCGAAUUCAUCGAGGACUGCGAGUUCACCAAGCUGGCCGUCCGCAUCCUGCACCUGCUCGGUCUCGAAGGUCCCAAGACGUCCCAACCGACAAAGUACAUUCGCUACAUCUACAACCGUGUCGUUCUCGAGAACGCCAUUGUGCGCGCCGCCGCCGUCACGGCCCUCGCCAAGUUUGGCGUCGGACAGAAGGACCCCGAGGUCAAGCGCAGCGUCGACGUGCUGCUCACGAGGUGUCUGGACGAUGUGGACGACGAAGUCAGAGAUCGUGCUGCUCUCAACCUCAGUCUCAUGCACGAGGACGACGAGCUCGCGACGCAGUUUGUCAAGAACGACAGCAUGUUCUCCCUGCCGUACUUUGAGCACCAGCUCGUCAUGUACGUCACGUCCGACGACAGGUCGACCUUUGACGACCCCUUCGACAUUUCGAAGAUUCCCGUCGUCACCAGGGAGCAGGCCGACGCCGAGGACAGGACCAAGAAGCUCACGGCGACGGCCCCCUCGCUCAAGCCUCCCAAGGUCGGCCCCACCAAGAGCGCGGCAUCGGGCGCCGAGGCGGCUGCGUCUGCCUCGGCGGCCGCGCAGCGGUACGCGCAGGAGCUCAUGGAGAUCCCCGAGAUGAAGGAGUUUGGCAGCGUGCUCAAGUCAUCGCCUGUCAUUGAGCUCACCGAGGCCGAGACGGAGUACGUCGUCACGGUGGUCAAGCACAUUUUCAAGGAGCACAUUGUCCUGCAGUACGAGGUCAAGAACACGCUGCCGGCGACGGUGCUCGAGAACGUGUCGGUCGUGGCGACGCCGGCCGAGGAGGAGGAGCUCGAGGAGGUGUUCAUCAUCCAGGCCGAGAGCCUCGCCACGGACGAGCCGGGCAAGGUGUACGUAGCCUUCCAGAAGGUCAACGGCGAGGGCUCGCUGCCCGUCAGCAGCUUCUCCAACAUUCUCAAGUUCACGAGCAAGGAGAUUGACCCGACGACGAACGAGCCGGAGGAGACGGGCUACGAUGACGAGUACGAGGUGUCGGAAUUUGACCUCGCGGGCAGCGACUACGUCGUGCCCGCCUUUGCCGGCAACUUCAACCACAUCUGGGAGCAGGUGGGCGCGGCGGGCGAGGAGGCGGAGGAGACGCUGCAACUGAGCGGCAUGAAGAGCAUCGCGGACGCGACGGACCAGCUGGCCAAGACGCUGUCUCUACAGCCACUGGACGGCACGGACGUGCCGGUCAACCAGACGACGCACACGCUGAAGCUGUUUGGCAAGACGAUUGCGGGCGGCAAGGUGGUGGCGAACGUGAGGAUGGCGUACUCGUCCAAGUCUGGUGUGACGACGAAGAUUACGGUGCGCAGCGAGGAGGAGGGCGUGGCGGCGCUGGUGAUUGCCUCUGUCGCGUGA